This is a messenger RNA of Larimichthys crocea (large yellow croaker), 1349 nucleotides long. It is a transcript of the gene nhp2, whose product is annotated as NHP2 ribonucleoprotein homolog (yeast). Gene Ontology annotation, molecular function: RNA binding. The transcript is spliced from 4 exons. The coding region runs from base 128 to 607 and encodes 159 amino acids. Lineage: Eukaryota; Metazoa; Chordata; Actinopteri; Sciaenidae. Gene Ontology annotation, cellular component: nucleolus. The record is from RefSeq and is a predicted model, not a curated record.
CCGCUGGGGGCAUCAGACAAACAGACAAACAGACGAAGAAGAAACUCAAACACGUGUGGUGGAGUGCGUGUUGAUCAGAAAAACAUUUUCCAACAGUUUUAAUAUCGAUCAUUUAGUUUGAUCGGAGAUGACGAAGACGAAGAAGGAGAAGGUGUCCGCGGACGCAGAGGAGGCCGCUCCGGCCGCCGAGGGAGCCGAGAAGUGUGAGAAGUCUUACCAGGAGCUGAUCGCCAACGUGAACCCGAUCGCUCAGCCGCUGGCCUCCAAGAAACUCAGCAAGAAACUCUACAAAUGCGUCAAAAAGGCUGCCAAAGUGAAGAACAUCCGACGAGGAGUGAAAGAAGUCCAGAAGUUUAUCAACAAAGGAGAGAAAGGGAUCGUGGUGUUGGCUGGCGACACGCUGCCUAUCGACGUCUACUGUCACCUGCCGGUCAUGUGCGAGGACAGAAGCCUGCCGUACGCCUACAUCCCCUCUAAAGUGGAUCUCGGAUCGUCUGCGGGCUCCAAGAGGCCGACCUGCGUCAUCCUGAUCAAACCUCAUGAGGACUAUCAGGAGGCCUACGACGAGUGUGUGGAGGAGGUGUCCGGCCUGCCCAAACCACUCUGAGUCAUCAGCCAAUCAGCGAGCAGCUCCGAGGUCUAUGCCUUUGAUUAGAUAACACAGCUCUUUUUUUUAAAGGAGCAGUCUGCAAUAUUAGGAAAUCCUCUUGUUUCUCGUCAUCAACAACAACAACAAAAAAAAACCUCUACGUCUCUUCCAAACAAUAAGAGCUGCAGCUAACAGGCUAGCAGUUUCCCCCCGCCUCCAGUGUUUAUGCUAAGCUAGGCCAAAGCUGGCGUGGACCCCCUGACUCUGAAGGAGACGGAGGACAAGAAGAUGUUUUCGUUCAAAGUGUGUAAAUGAACAGGAGGUUUCACUUCCUUCAGUUAUCAUCGCUGCAGGUCGAUCGAUCAUUAUCAAACGAUUUGUUCAACAAAAUACAGAAAUGAAUAAUGUUAUAUAAAAUAAACGGCAGAGUUGCAUCUUCUGUUGGUUUUGAUGUGAUCAAACUGAUCAGAUUUAUUAAAGUGAACUGUAGAGUUUUACGACAACAUAAAUCUGCACAGUUUGAUCAUCAAAAGUUUGUUUUGCUUCGACUGUAAUUUGAUUUAUUCCAUUUUUUUCACCAAAUCUUAACUCAGAUAUUUUUGAGUUCUAAAGAUUUUCUGUGUUUCUGCUGUUUAAUGUUCAGUUUUAAUAAAAGAGACUGUUUCUCAGCUGACGUUUCUUAUGAAUAUUUGUUAGAUUUUACAAAUUCUGACUUUGUUAACUCUGGUUUUGUUUUUUAUUAAAAGAAAUGUGAACUGAC